CCAAAUGUUACCAAGUUUAAAAUUUUCAAACCUGACAAAGUUAUAAAGAGAACCAUGCCUUCAUUUAACAGGUAAACUCUAGCAUGCCACACCGGAUCACAUUACAGUUAAAGUGGCAUUAGUGCCUGUUUUAGUUGGAUACACCGCUUAAAGUUACGAGCCGAGUUCCAAACUGGACUUCCUUGCAUUAAGACUAUUUCAUUAUCUGCAGGUUUUUUUUUUUAAAUCUCAUUACUAUAAAUAUGCACGGAUGAUUAACAUUUUUUUUUUAUUACAAUGAUCUAUUAUGCUUUAAUUCAAUCCCAAUUUAAUCUAACACUAAUUUCUGUUAGAGAAAGACGAGUCUGUAUAUAUCGGGUUUUUCUUGUAAUUAUAUUAUUAUAUGUAAUGAUAUCAGUCAUGUGAUACCGGUCUAUAAACAUAAAACCUUAGAUUAUAUAGGUAAAGUGUCUUCAUACAAAUGAUUCGAGAAAAACAGAUCAACUUUUUCAUACAAUUUUGCGUGAUAAAUAGUUAUGAGUGAUUCCUUUAUAACUUCUAUAUUUAUAUCGUCUUAUAAAUUCUGCACCUUUUUAAUGUGCAAAAACUCAUUUUAUUUAUCAAAUAUAUACAUACAUACAUGAAGAUGCAAUUACAAAAAAAAGGAGUGAUUUGGGCGUAAUUUGAUAAUUAACUGAGCAAAAAAUUAACCGGUUUUUGAGGCUCGAUGCUCUAUCUACCUAUAUAUAAUCAAAGCAUAAAACGUAUAUCUUAAAUCUACUUAGGAGGAAACAUCAAAUUGAACUCGACGAUAGUUUACAAACAUCAAGAGUUUUUAAAUAAAACUGAUAAAUUAGAUAACAUAUUAUCUGUUUUAUAUAAAGACGUGUACGUGCUUAAAUUUCUAGCAGUCGUAUACAAGACAUCUGAUAAGGACCGUGUGACAAACAAGAUGGCAACCGAGAGUUUACGCAAAUUAAUAGAAGACAUUGCUAAAGAGAACAAAUAUGGAAAUCCUGAUAUAAUUGUCAAGCCAAUGUCGACCGAUGGUGCUAAUUAUUCGUCAGCCCUAUUCACGAUCACUGUAUCCGAGUCUGGCAAGGAAGAUCUUCAUCUGUUCGCUAAAGUUAUCAUCAUUAAUGAGACAAUCCGUUCGCAAAUGCCAGCAGGAGUUUUUGACGUUGAGAGAAUAAUUUAUGUUAAUCUUUUAAGAAAAUAUAAAGAUAUAGAAAUUGCGCAUGAUGUUCCGCUUACGAAGAGAUUAAAUAUACCAAAAUACUACGGUUGCAACCCGAAAAUAUUUGAAGAAACUAUAGUUCUUGAAAAUCUGGGUGUAAAAGGUUACACUACGUAUGACAGAUUUAAGUCUAUAGACUGGGAUUACGCCGCGAAGUCUGUGGAGUCGUUAGCAAAAUUUCAUGCAUUAUCUAUAGCAUACAGAGAAAACUACCCAGAAGAAUUUAAGCAGUUUGUAAAUAAUAUAAAAUUUCAAAAGGAUAUGUACGCAGGAGUUCUACAACAGUUAUACGAGCAACGUAUAAAGACUACUUUAUCUGUAACAAACGAGAAACAUAAAGAUAAACUACAAAAAUAUCUGGAAACACAAUUGAAUUUGGAAACUAUACUAAAGUUUAGUGAGACGCCAGAAAGACCCGUCCUCUGCCACGGAGACUACAGACCGAGUAACUUAAUGCAUAGAUAUACCGAGGAUGGCACUCUUGAGGUGAUACCGGUUGACUUCCAAACGAUACAAUGCAGUGCUUCUCCACUGACAGACCUGUUGUACUUCAUCUUCACGGGAUCUGACGAGAAGUUUCGGCGGGAGCACUUCCAAGACCUCAUCGAUCACUAUUACCAAGAGCUUAGCAGUGCCUUACAAUAUUUGAAGCUUGAGCCUGAUGUAAUUUAUUCAAAGAAGACUUUCGAACAUGAUUUAAAGGAGUUUCUACCAUUCGGCCUCUUCAUUGCCAUCUUCAGUCUCCCUAUCGUCACCGUGGAGGUAGACGAUGCUCCGUCCAUGCAGGGCGAUGGUGGCUUCGAAAUUUUCACUUCGGCCAAAACCGGCUCCCUGUACCCAGAGAGAAUGAACGGCGUCAUCAAUGACUACUUCAGAUGGGGCAUCAUCGAAUAAAAAAGCCAUAGUUUUACAAAACACCAUAAAAAUGUACAUAAUUGUAGAUAUUAAUAUAAUAAGUGUAGUAAAAAAGCUAUCUGCUGGAAAAGACGUAAAGAAUUUAAUUAAAAAAUAAAUAAAU
This is a messenger RNA of Galleria mellonella (greater wax moth), 2234 nucleotides long. RefSeq lists its product as uncharacterized. Lineage: Eukaryota; Metazoa; Arthropoda; Insecta; Lepidoptera; Pyralidae. The transcript has 3 exons. Bases 932 to 2110 code for a protein of 392 amino acids. The record is from RefSeq and is a predicted model, not a curated record.